AUGAGAACAUCUUCUGUGAAUCUCAUGAUGGCUGCUGUGGCCUUUUUCGAUAUUUGUUCAUUGCUCAGAGAGUUUAAACAGUUUUAUGUUAGACUCAGAGCGCUCUAUGGACCAUGUAUCGUUGCAGAUACAUAUGCCUUUCUUCUUAUAGAGAGCUCACUUUCCACUUUAACCAGCUACUCAAGAAGAUACUCCACGUGGGUAUGUCUCUUGAUUGCAUUCAUCAGGACAAUUGUUGUUCGGAACCCGAUGAGUCGAUUUCAUGAAAACCUCACAAAACCGGCAGCAGGAUAUUUAGUUAUAUUGGGAGUAUUCCUGGCAAGUGCCCCACUUGGAAUUUUGAAGCUGUUGGAGUUCGAGACUGAUUGGUUUGAGACAGUCUCCUAUUGUGAUGAAAACAUUACUACAAGAUUUUAUUACAAUCAUGUGUCGGAUCUUUUUACAGCAAAUAAUCGGAUCAUUCUGAACGCUUUCUAUGCAACAGACGCUGUAGUUUCCAAUGUAAGUGAAAGUAUUUUCAAUUAUUUGUAA
Caenorhabditis remanei is the source of this 531-nucleotide messenger RNA. RefSeq lists its product as uncharacterized. The record is from RefSeq and is a predicted model, not a curated record. Bases 1 to 531 code for a protein of 176 amino acids. NCBI's taxonomy places the organism in Eukaryota, Metazoa, Nematoda, Chromadorea, Rhabditida, Rhabditidae. Gene Ontology annotation, molecular function: G protein-coupled peptide receptor activity. The transcript has a single exon. Gene Ontology annotation, cellular component: membrane.